This is a messenger RNA of Spinacia oleracea (spinach), 2024 nucleotides long. RefSeq names its product CMP-sialic acid transporter 3. The record is from RefSeq and is a predicted model, not a curated record. Gene Ontology annotation, cellular component: Golgi membrane. The coding region runs from base 379 to 1599 and encodes 406 amino acids. Gene Ontology annotation, biological process: pyrimidine nucleotide-sugar transmembrane transport. NCBI's taxonomy places the organism in Eukaryota, Viridiplantae, Streptophyta, Magnoliopsida, Caryophyllales, Amaranthaceae. The transcript has 16 exons. Gene Ontology annotation, molecular function: pyrimidine nucleotide-sugar transmembrane transporter activity.
GAUGUAAUUUGUAAGCAAAAGAGUGGAGUCUUUAAACCAAAUAAAACUCAAACUCCCACGAGUUUUCUCUCUCUGCAUAUUCUACGCAUCUCUCUCUUUCUCUCUCCUCUUCUAGUCGGUCGGAGUUCAAUUUUUCACUUUCAAUUUCAAUUCAAUUCAACUCUUCCUCAAUUGCAUUUCCUAAUUGCCGAAUUCCUUCUCAUUUUGUGCUUUGUUUUAUAAAUUUGAUCGGAAAUUUUCCCUAUUUCCGGCAAUAAAGCUACGAUCUAACCGGAAAAUUGACUUCCGGUUUGCUGAUUACUCUGUUUCCGGAGUUCUUAGCUCCUGGAUCAUAUCAAAUCUUCGAGCGGCCGAAGCUCCGUGGAAAGAUUUGAAGCAAUGAAGAACGGAGUGGUAGAAUGUAGUGUGUGCCACUCAAAAAUAAUAUCGCCUACCUCCAAAACCGUAUCAAGGGCCUAUGACCGGCAUAGGAGUAAGAUUUCAUCGAAGCAACGUGUUCUUAACGUCCUCUUGGUGGUUGGGGAUUGUUUUUUAGUUGGUUUGCAGCCUGUUCUGGUUUAUAUGUCCAAGGUGGAUGGAAAAUUCAAUUUUAGUCCAGUCAGUGUCAACUUCUUGACCGAGAUUAUGAAGGUUAUCUUUGCAAUUGUUAUGCUUUUGAUUCAGGCCAGACAUCAAAAAGUUGGAGAAAAGCCUCUUCUAUCUGUCUCCACAUUUGUUCAGGCUGCUCGCAACAAUGUGCUUCUUGCUGUUCCAGCUCUUCUGUACGCAGUUAACAACUAUCUCAAGUUUAUUAUGCAGUUAUAUUUCAAUCCUUCGACCGUGAAGAUGCUCAGCAACUUGAAGGUUUUGGUAAUUGCUGUUCUGCUAAGGAUGGUAAUGAAACGUAAAUUUUCUAUUAUUCAGUGGGAAGCUCUCGCUCUGCUACUAAUAGGCAUUAGUGUUAACCAAAUGCGUUCUGGUCCUUCCGGACCUGAGGGUGCUGCUGCCAUGGGACUUCCAGUUGCAACAGCAGCAUACGUCUAUACACUGAUCUUUGUUACAGUUCCAUCUUUGGCCUCAGUUUUUAAUGAGUAUGCUCUAAAGAGUCAAUAUGAUACUAGCAUAUACCUUCAGAACUUAUUCUUAUAUGGAUAUGGUGCAAUCUUCAACUUCUUGGCCAUAGUGGGAAUUGCAUUGGUAAAAGGCCCGAGCAGCUUUAACAUUCUUGAGGGACAUUCAAAAGCUACAAUGCUUCUAAUAUGCAACAAUGCAGCGCAAGGAAUCUUGUCUUCCUUUUUCUUUAAAUAUGCAGACACAAUCUUGAAGAAGUAUUCUUCAACUGUUGCCACAAUCUUUACGGGCUUUGCUUCUGCCGCUAUGUUUGGCCAUAAGCUGACAAUUAACUUUAUGCUGGGGAUUUCUAUAGUUUUCAUCUCAAUGCAUCAGUUUUUCUCACCUCUUUCCAAAGUGAAAGAUGAACAGGAGAACGCUGUAGAAUUAGUGGAUGUACAGAACAAUAUCAGGUCAAAGGACCCCUUCAUAGAUAUGGCAGCGGGAGCUAAUGAGGAGGCUAGUCAUCGUGUAGGUCAUGAUGAUAGACAACCACUUCUUCCCAGAUAAGUUUUGCUUGCAGACUUUCUUACAGAUGUAUAAACUGGGGAAGUGUUUCCAAGUAUAAGUUGGAACAACAACAGCUAUUCAUUGCAGAAGCUACCAGAAUCAGAUGAGUGGGAUGCCUGUCUAUUUGUGUAUUAUCCUGGGCAGGCUACCUUUUCUGCGAUCUCUUCUCGUCAACACACAAAGUUAGCAACACUAAAAUUUUGAGCAUUCUUUUUACGUAGGUUACAUGCAGAUAAAUUUUGGCCCUCCAUAUUACCUCAUUUGUAGCUCUAUUGUUGACAAUUUAUUGUAGUUUUGGUUACGGCCCCUUCACAUUUAGCGUCUAGUUUACAGUAAGUCUGUAAGGUACAACAUUUUGAUGAAAAUGUAUCCAAUUCCAGCCUUAAAUGUGCUAUUUUCUUUGUUAUAAUGUUUUCUUUUGUCUG